AUGUAUGCAACAGUAACAGGAUGGUCAGUUUUAUUUGGUGCAGCUACUGCUCUAGAUACACUUGCUUCUCAAGCUUACACAUCUGGAAAUCCUAAAAUGGUAGGUGUGUUUUUACAACGCGGAUUAGCAAUCAUACUAUUGGGUUUUAUCCCAAUUGCUGUGUCCUGGUGGGAGGCAGAACGAAUACUGGUCUUUUUGGGCCAAGAUCAUGAAAUUGCUCGACUGUCUGCCUUAUUCACAAGAUAUUUAUUGAUUGGUGCUCCUGCUUUAUUGUCUUUCGAAGCUUUAAAAAAAUAUUUACAAGCUCAAGGAAUUAUGAAGGCCAGCACAUAUGUUUUAAUAAUAUGUUCUCCAAUAAAUAUAAUAUUGAACUAUGCUUUAGUUUGGUAUCCACCUGUAUCACUUGGAUUUAUUGGUGCUCCUUUUGCAACCUCAAUAACCUAUUGGCUGAUGCUAAUUCUGAUAAUAAUCUACAUCAAAUAUUUUAAUGGUUAUCAAGUAUGGGGUGGUUGGACUUACAUGGCUUUUCAUGAUUGGUUACCUUUUCUUAAAUUGGCUUUGCCUGGUGUCAUAAUGGUUUGUGCUGAAUGGUGGGCAUUUGAAUUAGCAGCUCUUGCUGCAGGUUAUCUUGGUAGUAUUGCUUUGGCAGCUCAAAGUAUAGUUUUAACAACUGCCUGUCUAUUUUAUCAAAUUCCAUUUGGUAUUGCUGUUUCUAGUUCAAAUCGUGUUGGUAACUUAUUAGGUGCUGGUUUAGGUAGUAGAGCAAGACUUGCAUCAAAUGUCUCUUUAGUAUUGGCUGUUCUUGUUUCUAUGUUUAAUUCUAUUAUCUUGUUACUUCUAAAAGAUUCAUGGGGAUAUCUAUUUACAGAAGAUAAAGAAGUUAUAGAUUUAGUUAGUUCAAUAUUACCAUUAUGUGCCUGUUUCCAAAUUUCAGAUGCAAUUUCUGCUGUUGGUGGUGGAAUUCUUCGUGGCCAAGGCCGUCAAAAAAUAGGUGCCACCUCCAUUCAAAGUAACGCAUAUGGGUCAAAUUUUUGUUGUAACACGAAUAGUUUAAAGGCCCCAAUUUCAAAAUAUAUUAAUAUGUAA
Messenger RNA from Entrophospora sp. SA101, 1086 nucleotides. Lineage: Eukaryota; Fungi; Glomeromycota; Glomeromycetes; Entrophosporales; Entrophosporaceae. The record is from the annotation of a GenBank genome assembly.